AUGGAAACAGGAGAGAAGCAAGGAGAAGGCGGCAUGGCCAAUGGUGUCAUUGUGGGAGUUAGCACGGAUGCAGACUUCUUGGACCAGGAAGGGGAGAAAAAGGAUGUAGGUUUUUUCAGUGGUUUGAUGCAAAAAUGUGGAGCGUUCAAAAUCUUUGAUACCUGGUUUGCGGAGAAGAUUGAUAGGGUGGAAAAGGAAAUGCAAAGAUUCGAGCAAAGUCAAAAAAUGUGGGCUGCUAUGUGGCUUUCCUGGUUGGUGGGGUUGCCAUGA
Messenger RNA from Prunus armeniaca (apricot), 270 nucleotides. Lineage: Eukaryota; Viridiplantae; Streptophyta; Magnoliopsida; Rosales; Rosaceae. The record is from the annotation of a GenBank genome assembly.